This is a messenger RNA of Cyphomyrmex costatus, 735 nucleotides long. RefSeq names its product Threonyl-carbamoyl synthesis 1 (gene Tcs1). Gene Ontology annotation, cellular component: cytoplasm. The record is from RefSeq and is a predicted model, not a curated record. Gene Ontology annotation, biological process: regulation of translational fidelity. NCBI's taxonomy places the organism in Eukaryota, Metazoa, Arthropoda, Insecta, Hymenoptera, Formicidae. The coding region runs from base 1 to 735 and encodes 244 amino acids. Gene Ontology annotation, molecular function: tRNA binding; double-stranded RNA binding; nucleotidyltransferase activity. The transcript has a single exon.
AUGAAUCCUAGUUGUAUGGGUCCCAUGAAAGUUAUUAUGAAUAAAGCCAAGGAAGAGAUAAAGAUGUUUGGACCAAAAGAGAAACAUUUUUUUUGUGGCGGCAACCGGAGUGUUGCGAUGGCAGUGGAGCUGCUGCGACAGGGCAAAGUAAUUGCAGUACCAACAGAUACAGUGUACGGUUUGGCUUGUCUAGCUGCUGAUUCACACGCCAUCCAGCGAUUAUAUGAGAUUAAGCAGCGGGACGAAAGGAAACCAUUAGCGAUUUGCCUGAGUAAUGUUAAGGAGGUAUGUAUAUGGGGCAUCACGGAUGACAUUCCAGCUGGUAUGCUAGAGGAUCUGCUUCCUGGACCCUACACGAUAUGCCUGCGGCGCAUGCCUGCUCUGAACAAGGCUUUGAAUCCGGGCGUCGACACCGUGGGUAUCCGUGUGCCCAAUGACAAGUUCAUUCGCAGUGUCGCCAAGAUCGCUGGUCCACUUGCACUCACCAGUGCUAACAUUAGCAAAGAGCCAAGCAGUGUACACCCGGACGAGUUCUGCGCAUUGUGGCCACAGCUCGAUGGUAUCUUUCACAGCUCCAGUAAUUCCAAGAAGCAGACCGAUAUGCGUCGGGUCGGCUCCACUGUGGUGGACGUGUCGAAACCUGGUUAUUAUUCGAUCGUACGUAGCGGUAUCUCUGCGCAUGUCAUCAUCAGGAUAUUACACAAAUACCAUCUGGAAAUGAACAUAACGGAGUAA